CGAAGCUUAGGCUUCGUGGAAAAUGGCCGAACAACACGACCAUAACUCCCUUUGAACUAAAUCGUGCCAACAAAGUCAAACUACAAAAAAUGAAGCUUGAUUCCAUACUUCAGUGCUUAAAUUAGUCAUGGUAUUAAUCGUUUUAAAUGCAUUUUUUUUUGCACAGGAUUCUUGACAUGGCGCGACUUUCUGUCAGGAAACUUUUUGGUCUUUGCUUCUGCAUUUCAUCGUUUCUUUUUCUAAUCAUAACUUUUCAGGUCGUAGAGGAGAUGGGCCAGUUUGAACAGACAGCACACACACUCCCCCUUAAGGACACAGACGAGCUAACACACGUGCACUCAAACCGAGACAGUACUCUAUUCAAGAGCCAGUGGUACCCAAGUAUUGUAUGGUGGUCCCCACUGACUGGGGAGCUGGGACACCUCAGAGAAUGUGGGAAUAAUGGGUGCUUUUUCACUAUCAACAAGUCAUACCAUUCUCACCCGUCUACACAAGCCUUCCUGUUUUAUGGUACAGACUUCAACAUUGACAGUCUCCCUCUACCAAGGAAGGAGAACCACCAGUGGGCUCUGUUCCAUGAGGAGUCGCCCAAGAACAACUACAAGCUUUUCCAUGAGCCUGUCAUUACCCUUUUUAACCACACGGCCACCUUCAGCCAACAUUCCCAUCUCCCCCUCACUACACAGCACCUGGAGAGCCUCCAUGUGCUUACCUCACUCGCAUUCUUCCUGCCCCUGGCCCAGAAGAACCACCUGAGACAGACUCUGGCUCCCGUGGUCUACGUCCAGUCAGAUUGUGACCCACCGUCUGACAGAGAUGUCUAUGUAUGGGAGCUCAUGAAACAUAUCCAGGUGGACUCGUAUGGCCAGUGCCUGCACAACAAGGACCUUCCCACGCACUUGAGGGAGUCCACUGCCAUGGAGGAGCAAGGCUUUUAUCAGAUCCUAGCCCAGUACAAGUUCAUCCUGGCCUUUGAAAAUGCCGUCUGUGAUGACUAUGUCACAGAGAAACUGUGGCGGCCGCUCAAGCUUGGCGUGGUACCAGUGUAUUUUGGAGCCCCUAACAUUCACACAUGGCUGCCGAGUAACAGGAGUGCCAUCGUGGUUGAUCCAAAUGAGCCCCCAGAGAAAUUGGCCCAGUAUUUAAAGAGGCUGGACAAGAACGAUUGGGAGUAUUUGACGUACCUGGACUGGAAGCUGAAGCAGGAGGUCUCCAACCAGAGACUUGUUAAAGAACUGCGGGAACGUCAGUGGGGUGUCCAAGAUGUCAACCAGGAUAACUUCAUUGAUGUGUUUGAGUGCAUGGUGUGUAACAGGGUAUGGGAGAACUUCAAAAGGCAAAAGAAGGGCCUGCCCUCCAGAGUCUGGCAGGCUGAAGGAGAUCAUCUCACAUGCCCGCCUCCGAAGAUGUUUGACUUUGCUACAGGUCCUCCCAAUAACUCCUCUCUGCGCCAUAUCUGGAGAUCCAGUUAUGAGCAGUCUGUGAAAGAAGCCAGAGCUCUGAGACAGCUAACACUACGGAACAGAAACUUCACAGUAACACAGUUCUGGAGGGAGGUCUUCAGUGACUGAAAAAUAUGCUCCUUGAAGUGUGUCACCUGGAUCCUUUAAGUAUUAUCUGUCUGUAUAUCUAUACAUACAUGGACCCACAAUUGUGUGUGUGUGUGUGUGUGUGUGUGUGUGCGCAUCUGUAUGUAUCUGUUAUGUAUGUAAAUAUAUAUGUACCCUGUGUUUGUGUGAGACAGGAAUAUAUAAUAUAUAUAUAUUUUCCUGUCUCACGCUUCUAGUGGGUGGAUGUAUCUCUUUUUUUUUCCCCUUCUUCUUUUUCACACUUGGGCCUGAGAGAUUGAAAGUGCUGCACAGCAUUUUUGCUGUUCCUAGACCGGGAAUGACUAUUGAUAGGGAUCUGUUGGAUCCCUUCCUCUCAGUUUCACCUUUCAGUCCCUGCUGUUUUUGCAAUGUUUCAUAUUCCUUCCUUCACUUAGAAAAGCCACGGCUGUUUUCUGCAUCUUACCUGCUAUCCGGUCGGUUUGUCACCAACUUAUCGGUCUGGAUCUAGAGGUCCCACAGGAUGUUAGGCUUACCUGCCAACAGGUUGCAUCCUGCUUCUAGGUGCUAGGUUGUCUCAAAGGCUCCUCUGCGCACCCUGCAUCUUGGGAGUUGUCUGCUGUGACAGACCUCUGCUUUGAUUGUGGUAGUGCAUAGUGCUUAAUCUUGUGCUGCCAUGAUUACUGCCUCUGUACUCUCCUUCCAGUCAUGUCCAGUGUUUUCCUGUCAUUAGUAGAAUAUACUGUAUAUUUACGGAAGUAAUAGAAUACACGAUACAGGUAAUGGCGUUACAUAAUUAGGGUAAUCAGGAUUUUAAAAAGGUAACUGAAAGUAUGGUGAUUGCUAGCAGGAUUACACUACAAUUUAACAAGGAUAACUCACUCUCUUUUUAUUUCCCCCCCCCCCUUUUAAAGUGUUAAAAACUAAUCCAAAAUUAAA
This is a messenger RNA of Electrophorus electricus (electric eel), 2486 nucleotides long. It is a transcript of the gene pofut3, whose product is annotated as protein O-fucosyltransferase 3. NCBI's taxonomy places the organism in Eukaryota, Metazoa, Chordata, Actinopteri, Gymnotiformes, Gymnotidae. Gene Ontology annotation, molecular function: alpha-(1->3)-fucosyltransferase activity. The record is from RefSeq and is a predicted model, not a curated record. Gene Ontology annotation, cellular component: Golgi membrane.